CUGUAGGCCACCCCAGAAGCCACAUGUCUACGUGUGAGCAGGACAGUAUGGCACUGUUUUCCUUUUAGACUUCAGCGAGAGAACGGGUUGUUUUUCUCUCACAAGAUAACAAUAUUCAUAUUUGGUCCGUUAAGUACUUUUUCUCUAAGGGUCUCUCAGUGCUUUAAAAACAAAUGAAUUAAGUCUCACAUCCUGCUAUAGAUUACAAGGCCAAAAUGGACCAUUAUGAUCAUAGUCUGACUUCCUGCAUCGAGCCUGUAACUUGGUCUACUUUCCCUCUUAAAAUUCCAAUUGUUGUAAUUCAGAUGUAGUCAAAAUGCAGUCUGCAGCUGAGAAGGGACCUACAAUUGUAAAAUAUCCAGGUAGUCACUGAUCAUUUUUACAUCUGUAUCUCAUUGAAGAGACCUUUGAGGGUUAUAUUCUAUUCAUGUGAACACAAACUGAGUCCUGUGUAAUUUGAACUGGGCUGUUAAUUGCAAUAGCAAGCAAUGUUGGUGCAGCAUGCAAAAACUAAGCUGCAAGGGGAGAACACAGAACUCUAACAGGGAUCAGUGAAGUGACUGCAAACUGGGUUAGAGGGUGAACAGAUGAGCUGUGUUCUCUCCCCCUCCCCUUGCUUAGAGGCUUUGAGUUGAGCUCUGUGGAACUUUGCAGUGUAGUUUAAUGUGACAUCAUUUUUGCUCAUAUACAUAUAAAACAGGAAACACAUUCAGAUAACAUCAACAGCCACUUCCUUAUAUGUACAAAAAUAAAGAGCUCUGACAGCAGCAAAACUGACACUUUGAUUUUAAAAUGGAUAGAAACCCAGCAUUUGUAGACCCACAUGGGCAUUACCCUGAGCCAAUCAGGAGCAUAGGGGAAAAAAUUUAAAAACAAACCUUGUACAUUGCAAUUAGAAUCCAUGCAUCUUAGCUGAGGGUGAGCGGAAGCCUGGAACAUUGAUUGCAAAUCUUCACAACGAGAAACAAUGUUGAGAGAGCAGCCUUACGAAAUUCCUCUCCAAGUGCCCUCUAGACUGUCACAGACAUGCUCCCCGCCGUCAGGCUGCCCGUCUCCUUCCAUCCCAGGGGGUAAAGUCAUCUCGCCAUCCCAGAAGCACAGCAAGAAGGCACUCAAACAAGCCCUGAAGCAGCAGCAACAGAAGCAGCAGCAGCAGCAAUGCAGAGCAGGCAUGCCUGUGUCUUCUAACCAGCAUCUUCUGCUGAAGACUGUGAAGGCAGCCAGUGACUCCACGCCUGCUAAACCUGCUUGGGAAGGAAGGCAGUCAGAUGGACAAUCAAGCAGCCCUCAGAACUCCACCUCCAGCUCCUCUCCCUCUGUUAAGGCUGAUAAUUCCCUGCCAGGCUUGGGGAAGAAACCAUUCCAGAGAUCUGACAGACUCCAUGCAAGGCAGCUGAAGAGGACGAAAUGUGCUGAAAUUGAUGUGGAAACACCUGACUCCAUCUUAGUGAACACAAAUCUGCGGGCGCUGAUCAACAAGCACACAUUCUCUGUCCUACCCACAGACUGUCAGCAACGGCUGCUGCUGCUGCUCCCAGAGGUGGACAGGCAGGUUGGGGCAGAUGGUUUGAUGAAGAUGAGUGGCUCAGCACUCAACAAUGAGUUCUUCACUUCAGCUGCCCAGGGCUGGAAGGAGAGGUUGUCAGAAGGUGAGUUCACCCCAGAAAUGCAACUGAGAAUACGUCAGGAGAUUGAAAAGGAGAAGAAGGUGGAGCUAUGGAAGGAACGGUUCUUUGAGAGUUACUAUGGUCAAAGUUCUGGAAUGAGUCCUGAAGAAUCCAAGAGACUGACAACAUACACCAGCACUCCUGAAACACUGGCCAGGAAUCCACCAGCUGAGCAGAUGAAAUGCAUGCCAGUCUCCAAGGCACCACCCAGUAAAGAAGAGAGAACUCCUCUGUCAGAGUCUAAAGCACAAGCAGUGCAGGUACCACCCCCAGCAGUGAAAAAAGGAGGAGAGGAAAAAAGAGAAGAUGUGCAUCCCCAAUCAGGCAAACCUGCAGCAUCAGCAAAUUCCUCAGAUAACAAUGCACUGAAACUUAAGGACCAAACUCUCUCUAGGCCGCUGAAGGGUCCUGAGGAAUCCAUGCAAGAGAAGCCACAAGCUGCCUCUGGUCAGAAGCCAGAACAAGACAGACAGCACACUCCAUCCAAGGAUCUGUCAGUAAAGGAGGACACAAGCACCUCAGCCUUGGCCCCAAACAAACCAAAGAUCCCCAAAGCAGGCGAAGCAGUGGCGAGCAUGGCGAGUCAAGUGACUCCACAGGAGACACCUAAAAAGGAACCCCCUGCAACUGAACAAAUGGAUGUCAGUGCUGAGGGCCUCAAGAGGAAGUCAGAGAGUCAGGAAGAAGCACCAAUCAGUCCUGAAAAAAAGCCACGAAUCAUGGACAGCUGCCAGUACCAGCAGUCAUUUCGGACCCAACCACAGUCCUUUCCUGCGGCUGGGGAGGGGGCACAGGGGCGAAAGGUUCCCCCACUCAAGGUAAAGGAAACUGGAGACAAGUCCAUCAUGGGGUUAUACAGGCCACUUCCACUGAUUCCUGUCUCCAGAAUCUCCCCGAUGCCAUUUCUUGCUAGCCAGGUCUCUCCCAGGGCUUACUUUCCAACCUCUGUCACCAGUCCUGGAAGAACAGGGGCCAGGACUUUGGCAGACAUCAAAGCAAAAGCCCAACUGGCCAAGGCCCAGAGGGCAGCUGCUGCAGCAGCAGCAGCCGCCGCUGCUGCCUCCAAUGGGGGAGCCAUCCCAGGGCCUGGUCCAGGAGGUGGUGGUGGCCCAGGAGGGGGAGGAAGAGAGGAGAAGAGUAGUACAGCAACAAAUGGAACCAAUGAAACUGGAAUUAAAGGCAGUGCACUGGAACUGGCAGGAACUGGAAGCGGGGGAAGUACGAGAAGGCCUUUUCCCCAUUGUCCAGGGACCCAUUCCCAAGCGGAGACCCAGGCCACAGAGCGGACAUCACCUCUCAGUGUCUCUAGAGCACAACUACAGCAGACGCCCACAGUACAAUCCAGAACUGCAACCAGCAACAAAGGCAAAGAUUCAUCAUCACCAGCUCCACCAGCAUUAGAGAAAAUGAACAGAAUAAAAGUGAGCCCUCCAAAUGUGACUGUAAGUCAGGUUUCCAGACCAUCCGUGGUCUCAAGCCACAUCUAUACUCUCAGUAAUGACAGACAAGAGAAAGCACCUUCAGCUCCAGCAGCUCUAAGCCAGAUCUCAGGGGCACCGCCUGUCAGGGACGAAGCAGUCUAUGUCAAUGUAUCCAGAGCAGGUGCUGACAAAAAUGUGACUAAGUCAGCACUUACUGCCACCGAAGAGAUCAGCUUAAGUAUUCCUAAGAGCAAACCUCUUUCCCCUCGGAUGUCUUCGCAGGCAGUGGUAACCUCAGAAACUCAGGCUGCUGUUAUGGUAGCAUCUACUAUCUCUACUCCAUCCUAUAGCACUUUGUCAGUAGCCCCUAGCCUUAAAGUACAUAUAGCUCCCUUGAGCACAAGUGGGCCCCUCCUGAAGACAAGCUCCAGUAUUCCUGCUAACAAUCCCUUGGUCACCCAGCUGCUCCAAGGUAAAGAUGUCCCAAUGGAACUAAUCAUGCCUAAGCCUCUCACCAAAGUAGAAAUGAAAACUGUCCCACUAGCUCCAAAUGAAUCAAAAGGGUCGGCAUUUUCCAGUGCCACAAGCACAGCUGGGAAUGGCUCUGGAGGGGAAAGUGGUGAGAGACAAUCAAAUUUAGCCAUGCAGCAACUUGGAAAGAUAUUUUUCCCAAGCAGGCAGUUGCCCCAUGUUCCAAGGACCUUUCCCCUCUUUUCCGGAAAGGACCUGAGGAGCACUAGUAUUGACCAAUACCAGUGCCAAGAGGCACUCGACAAAGCCACUCAAGAGCAGAUCCUUCAGACUCUUAUCAAGCGGGUCCAGAGGCAGAAUCUAUUCUCAGUCUUGCAGCCUUCACAGCUCAGCCUUGUUCACUCAGGUUUCCAGUUAGACAACAGCUCCACCAGUCAGAGAUUCAUGCUGGGUUUCAUGGGCAGGAGGACAUCCAAGCCUGCCAUGUCUGGCCAUUACCUGCUGAAUAUUUCCACCUAUGGUCGCGGGUCGGAGAGUUUCAGGAGAGGUCUGUCCAUGAAUCCUGAGAACCGCUUGUGUCUAAAUGAUCCUUCCGAUGAUCCAAAAAUAGAAUUUGGGGAAUGUGAAGAAAUAGCUGGCAGCGGUAGCAGCAGUGAUGAAGGAGAUGCAGAUGAUGAGAGUACUGGUGAUGAACAUGAACAUAUCAUUGUAAAAGAGGAAUCCCUGGUUUCCCAGGUCUCUGGCCAGCAUGAAAGAGAACAGAGAUCACACAGUGUAAAUGCUUCUUCAGAUUGCAAUUUGCCUGUUAGACAGAAUGUAAAGAAGGAGGCCGUCUUAUCUCAGCAAGCAGCAGCCAGCCAGGAGAGUGUUCACCAGUUCCCAGGAGGCCAGGUGUUUGAUGGAACUGCAUUAGCAAGAGAUUUAAUUCAGGCAGCCCAGGAGCAAAUGGCACAUGCUAUGAGGGGGAAAAUGAUGCACAGCAAAGCUGAGGCUUACAGCGCUUCUGCACCAUCUGCAGACUCUGUGUUGCAGCAGCCUCCACUGCUUUCCCAUUCGCACCCUCCAAAGCUAUAUGGAAACACUGCAGCACAGCUCAUUGGUCCUAGUUAUAGUGGCACUAUAAAUGUCUCCACCUCUCCCGACGUGAACCAAGGGUCUCUCAUGACUGGGCUAUCCGAGUGCAAUCAGUUGGCCAGUAGCAUGGGGAACGUCAUGUCUUUCUCUGUGACUGUAACCACCAUUCCCGCCAGCCAGGCUAUGAACCCUGGCAACCACAAUCAGACCAUCCCAGUUCAAGCCUUUGGUGAUGACAACAACAUGGAAGAUUCGCCUUCUAAAUGCUACUGCAGGUUGAAAGCCAUGAUCAUGUGCAAGGGUUGUGGUGCCUUCUGCCAUGAUGACUGCAUUGGCCCCUCUAAGCUCUGUGUCUCCUGCCUUGUAGUACGGUAACGGAGACAUACGAGAAGAGGAGAAGGAUGGCUUGGUUUUGUGCCUCCUUUUGAAAUUCUUCGCCGGAAGAAAGAGGAGUUUUACUGCCUUGCACAAGAGACACAUUACUGAAUCAGGAAUACAGAGUAGCGUUCUUCUUUCAUUGAAGAAAGAGCACCUUGUUGUAUAGUGAGUCUAAGCGAGCUCAACUAUGUGAAUUGUGACAAGAGUUUGCACUUAAGGAAUCAUGUAAAUAUGUCACAUUAUUUUGUUUAAAAAUUAUUUUUUCAAUCUUUUAGGAGACAAUGUUUGACUUGUACUGCAGAUUCAUUAACCACACCUCCUAUCAGUCUCUAUCCCAGGUUAGCCUAAGCUCUGCUCUAUAUUAAUGAGAGAACUUCCAGCCAAACUUUAGCCCCUUGGUCUUUCCAUGGCAAAAGAGAAGAACAGGAAAAAUUAAAAGAACUGGGAGCUCGAAAAGAUUUAAGCCUUUAUACUAUCUGGCACAGAAUUUUGAGGUUUGGCGCAUCAGUUCAGGGUUGGCUCAGUCUUUUGUUAAUUCGGAUGUUUGGGAAGUGGGAGGCAUUAGUGUUAUAACAGCCUUUCAAAUGGUUGCCUAUCAGUUUCCCCCUGACUCUAGGUUUCUGGAAGCCAAAGUGGGUUGUGCAAUAGUGGCUGGGGUUUUUUGGUUGCAUAUCAUUCCCUUUCCAACUCAUCAGUUAUAACAACAUUGUCCAUGGGAAGGCAACACCUUUGUUCUCAACUACUUCUGGGAGAUUGAAAAGGCAACUCUAGUAGUCAUCAUCUUCAAGAACUCAAGUAAUAAAAAGCAACUAGUGACUAUCAGCAACUCUAGGAGACCAUUUAAAGCAGAGAUCUCUAAUAUGAAUUGAACUACAUGUCAGAAACUUGCUUUAUUAGGCAUUACAGUGUUAGUACUGAGAUGUCUCCCCCCCCCAGUUUCCAACCAUCAAACAUGACAAUACAUUACACAAGUUAAACGCACUAAAUGACACCUGCUGACAUAUUGUUUGCCAGGAAGCUUGCCAUGGCUAAUGAGGACCUCCACAAUAAGCUAAUUUAUGUAGAUCAUAUAUCUAGCUAAGUGCAAGGCAUGGAACACAAGGGUUGGGUUGUCUGCAUCAUUGUCCCCUGAGGACUUUUCUUCAAGUUUCAAAACCUCAAAUCCUUUGGCCUGAUCUCCAGUUUUUACUCAGAGACCCAGGAUUCUAGCAAUAGAAGUCAUAAGUCAAGAAUGAGGAGCACUGGCAGAAGUAUGUGGGAUCAUAGGACUGGCAUAGUGGGGGCUACUGUCAUGAAUGAGAUUACUGGCAAAGCUGUGUGUGAGGAGAUUACCCAGUGCUGGCCUAUCUAAUGCCAGGUUGCAGCUAGUGAUAUCAAUCCUUCACUCUCAAAAGCAUUAAUAUUCACAGUGUCGCCCAAAUUAAUCAAUCAGAAUUGAACAGGUAUUACAGCACCAUCAUCUCAGCAACGAGAAUGUAUAACAGGCAGACCAGUAAAGUACUGAAAUGCCCAUCCCUUCCCACAGUGUGAGAGUUAAGCAAACUCCAACUCACAUUUCACAGUAUCAAAGCACUAGGUUAUCUAUAGGUCAAUUCCUCUUCCCAGCAAAGAACAUCCGGCUCAAGAAUCACAUCCAGUUCCAAGUUGUCUGUUUGAGAAACAAAUAUGUUGAUUAGAUAGAAAUUCAUGUAUCUUUUUGAUGAAAGGGCAUAGAAAUCACUUUUAAUCCAAAGGCAUUUUUAAAAUGAAGCAAUAUUUAAAAAGUAGGUGUGAUAAGUUCUCAGUAGAUAUCCCAUUAGCUAGUCCUCUCAGAGCUUUGGGCUUUUUCCAGUUUGAAUUACUCCUCCUCCUUCCCCUCCCAUGAAAAGAGUGUCUGGGGGGCUGUUGUUAAAUAUAGGCAAUGUAGAUCACUGUACAUAAUGCAUUUUAUUUGGCAAUUUAUUUGUUGAUAAGAAAGUUGAGUGCCUAAGCCCUCGAUACUGAAAAAUAUCUCCCUCCCUGCCUGUCUGUGGGUGCCACCUUCCAAACAGAGAUCAUCAACUGUGAAAUAUCAUAAACUGUAUUAUAUUCCUAUCUUCAGUCUUGCUCAGCCUAAAUUUGUUGGGGGAGUAUGUCCCCUAAUUGUACCUGGGUAAAUAUUUUUAAAUCCAUCGCUCCAUGGCAGAAAAAUUAACACCAACAAAAGUAGCACCUUGUUUUUUCUGACAAGCCAAAUAUGCACUGUCAGCAACAUUUCACCAGUAAGCAAACAAUAGCACCAGAUUUGGCACAUACCAGAUGCUAGAGCUAGUGCUGCUGGUGUGCAUACAGAAAAGCAAACCAAGCAAAAGAACCAUUUUGGCUUCUGCGGUGCAAAAACACUUAUUCUGUCAUAGAGGUGUAUUUUUGUGUUACGGGCCUAGUGCAUUCUAGAGCAAGUGUCCAUUAGGGUAGUAAUGCAAUACUUCCAAUUCGCCUCUUCCCCAGUGCAAGAAGCAGUCCUGCAGCAUCCUUUGAAUUCUGGGAUACAGUGCCAGAUGGCUAUUAUGGUAUCCAUCUGCACACAGCUAACUGGCAACUCAAAUGAACAAGACUCCUGUUCUCUGAAGCACUGAGAGAGAGAGAUCCAUUUCUCAAGUCUCAGAGGGGUAGCCGUGUUAGUCUGGAUCUGUAAAAGCAGCAGAGAGUCCUGUGGCACCUUAGAGACUAACAGACGUAUUGGAGCGUGAGCUUUUGUGGGUGAAUACCCACUUCUUCGGAUGCAUGACAUCUAUAAGGUGCCACAGGACUCUUUGCUGCUUUUACAUAUCCAUUUCUGUUUCCUUGCUAUCUCAGGGCUUGUCUACACAGGAAAGUUUUACCAAUUAUACCGGUAUAAUGAGUUAUCUUCUUCUUUUUUGCCACUUCCCUAAUCAGGGUCAACAACUUUUAUAGCCUUCUUCCAAAGGCUUCAUGAUUGUACGCCUGGCUGUCCUGCCAAUUGGUCUAAGGUCAGUUGAUAUCCAGUCUGCGUACCGAGUUUUUAGUCUCCCCAUUGGUCAUAGGUACACAUAACUCUUCCUUCCCAACUGACAUAAACUAAACCAAAACAGGCACUCCUUUGCUGGGUCUAUGCAGUCCCACAGUUUAGAUUAUGGGACCUGAAUUGCAAUGCGCAUUAGCAUGACAUGCUGUAACUCCCCUGUGUGGAUGCUGCAGGCGUGAACUAAAGAGUACCUAGUUCUUGUUGACUUAGCCCUGUUUAAAACACAAACUAGAUACCUUUUCGUUCUCGCCCCCACGUGGCCUGUGCAGGGGAGAUACAGCUUGUCAUGCUAGUGCCUACUGCAAUUCACCCCCCAUUCCAAACUGGGGGUCAUGUAGACAAGCCCUUACACCAGAAUAAUAGUGAUGUCCAGGGGGAGUUAUAUUGGUAUAAUUAUAUCCGUUUUUAAAUCCACACCUUAGUUGAUACAGGUGUAAUUUUCCUAUGUUGACAAGCCUCAUAAGAAGGGAGUAGAAGACAUUAAGGGAACAGCACAAAGUGGCCUGUGGGCCAGUUUGUGUUAGUUGGGAUUUUAUACCUGUUGCAACUUUCACUUUAAAAGACCUGAAGUUUUAUUUUCAGCAGUAUAUUUUAAAAUAGAAGUAGAGCCCCUAAUUUUGAUUCUAACCCUCAAGUCCCUUACAAAUUGUGGUGUCACUUCAGUUGGAGUUUGCGUGUCUGGCUUCCCAUGUUCUGUACACCUAUUUCUCUGUGUGAUGCUGCUUGUGAGUCAUAAGUAGCUGCUGUUGCAUGAAAUACUAUUGCAGGAACUGAAUUACUUUACAGAGUCAUUAUCCCAGCAAGAAGGGAACUAGAUCUAGUAAGUGUCCCUUUUGGAUUUGUAAUGACCACUAAGAUGUCAGUAGGACUCCACAGUCCUUUUUAGUGGUCACUAUAAUCUUAUUAGAUGGUGAUCUAGAGGUUUACAGCUCAGUUUAGUGCCUUAGCUAUAUUUGGUUGGGUCAAUAGUUUUACAGUUGCUACCCCUUCCCAAUACGAUGAAUCCUCUUGCCUGGAAGGUUUUGAUCUUACCACAAUUAAACAAGCUCUUUAUCUGGAACUUGAUAGAACAGUAUCCCUAGGUUCACCAGCGGGCGUUACAUGGCUAGGUAACCAUUAGAAAGGAUGGGGUUUGGAUUACUGAACAUUUCAACAAGAAUAGGCCUGCCCAAAACCAUGAAAGCUUUGCACAUUUCACAGUGCUGGGUAUUGAAUAACAGUUGUUUCAGAUAGGAAAACCUGAAGCCAGAGUAGGAGUAUUCCCUUUGUCAGUCAGCAGUCUUAGUGCUGAGACUUUUCCCUUCAACCCCAGUUCUUUCUAAUCGUCUGUCCUAAAAUGUUUCCUCCAGCAAAAUAAUAAACUUUUCCUAUUGGCUACUGGUAAUCAAGGGACACUGUGGAGUAGUUUAGACAUAACAUUUUUGGCUUUGGCAUCCAGAUAUUACAGUGAUAGCACUUUAUAAUAAAUGCCAAUGUAAAAAAUAGAAUACUCAAAAUAUUUUACAACAUCUAAUGUCAAAGCAAUGUUUGUGACAUAAAACAUUACAACAAGAAAAGGUUAUUUAGAUUUAAAUCUUCCCCUGAUUGGAUUGCAAUCCAGACCCUGCAGCAUGAGAACCAGAAAGUGAAACUGAUCAGUCUAGUUUCACAGUUCAGUGCAAAGAAUAAAUACUUUUAUAUACACAUUCCAUGAAUGGAGAAGUAAAUGGAACUUUAGAAAUGAUUUUCAAGUUUCUGAGAGAGCAUUAGUAACAGGGAAGGAAACUUGUUUUUAGGUUGACAAUGUCUCUUUUUAAAUGUGAGGAAAAGACUGAUACUAUGUAAACGAUGGACCCUAUCGGCAGAGUUGUACUUAAGUUUGCAACAGUAAAAAUGUUAAGGAAGCCAUUUCCUGGAAGUUAAUUAUUGGACAUAUGAGUCACUUCCAGAUGUCCUCACAGCUGGUCAUUACUGCUUAAAUUAUGUCAAUUUAAAUUGUUCUAGAGGCUGUUAAGAUGAUUAUGGGCCCAAUUCUUUCUCACUCACAUGAGUGGUCCUGUGGAAUACAAGAAUAUACGUGUGAGCAAAGGCUGCAGUGCUGGACACACUAAUUGGAACUGGGCUGUGUUUGCUUUAGUCCAAUGAGGAAGGCUUUCCGCAUUUCAUUUAGAGUAAUUUUUCAAAAAUAGCCACCAGUUUUAGGAUGCCUCAAUCCUGGGGACUGGAUUCUGCUGAGUGUCUACAAUUUCAGCUUUCAGCACCUCUGAAAAUCAGGCCUAAGGAUAUUAGGUGGAGCACUCAAAAUUGAAGAUCACUUCUGAAAAUGUGACUGUUACAGUGGGGGUGUGAGGACAAGGGGUGGCAUCCUCCCGUUUGGGUUUUGCCACCUGUUGCAGCUAGCAUGGCUUUUAUCACAGGAGGGGAGGAGCCCAUUGUUAGGAAGUUACUGCCUAUGAUAUCUCACAGCUCUGGAAACUAUCCUCAGUUAAUCCAGAGUGCAUGAAACCAGCAUGUGUGAGAGAGAGUCUCUUAGAAACUUCAAGUCCUGUUGCCACCAGGGGGGAGAAUGGCUUAAACAUUUGCUACGAUGACGAUGAGUUUUCUUUGUUACUUUUUUUUAAUGCUAUACGUUUGAUACAAAAGAUCAAUUUUAAGAGCUUACAGUAAUAUAUUUUAAGUAAUAUAUAUUUUAAUAUUUGUGUAAAAAAUGACAAAGGAAGAUUUGUGAACUAGAUAUACAGGGUAUUGUGUGUGUGCAGUUUCUCAGCAGGGCCGAGACGAUUUCCCUAGCAGGGGAACUGAAAGCACUUGGGUUUUCCAUUAAUGCAAUAAAAAGUCGGGAUUCUUAAAACAAAAAUUCAAUAGUGUUUACCAGAUGAUCUUUCAUUUUGUUGGCCACAAGGCUUGUAAACAUGAUUUAGAAGAUGAUAAACUUUUGUCUGUCUUUUGCCUUUUUAAAAGGGACUUAAAUUGGAAUAGAGGGUAUGUAUAGAAAAAUCAAGGUGACACCAUUUUAAAAGUCGUAUUUUUUCACAAAUAAUAUAGAAGAAUCAUAUUUUACAUAAGAAUUUUAAGUAUUUGAAAAAAUAUGUAUAUAAAUAUACUGUAUGUACUUCAUAUAUUCUUUUAUUUUACGUUUAAUUGUAUUAAAAAUAUUUGAGCUGGUUGGAGUUCCUACCUAUGUAUUAAUGUAAAACAGAGAGAGAUGAGCACUGCCUCUUACCAUUGCAGCAGCAGAUUGUAGGGCAGCAAAAAGGCUUGAAGCUCAGCAAAGAAUGAAUUGGAAUAGUUUAGCUGGUUUAGAAAUACAGUACAGACAUUUUUUUCAGUCCUGUGUCCUGUUUGUGUCCCCGUUCAUGCUCUGUCCCAUUUUGCCUCAUAAACCCCCAGAACAAUCAGUGGUGAGAAGACAAGGAGUUGAGGUGGAACUUUAUACAAGCACUGCCAAAGAGACAGACUGGUACAAAGCCACUCAACUAAAAUCAAAAGCAACCGUUAGAAUUUUAAUAAAUGUAGCUAAGAGUUUAAUUCUUGUGUGAUCCUCUGAUAGUGCAGAUGGGGAAUGAAUACAACAUGCCAAGAGCCUCAGUACAUUUGGGAUUUCAAGGCAACACUCUCUAAUGAGUUUUCUUUUGUAGGCUCUUGGGUCCAAUAUCACUGUAGAGGGUGAAGUGUGCGCUGAGUCACCACUGGAAGAUGGAAUGGGUUCUCUGCUCCUGUACUUGGGCAGGACCCCUAGAAAACUCCCUACGGGGAAGCACUAGUAAAUCUGCUGAGACUGCUGGCAACAUUCCUCAUAGGAAUUCUGUUUACAAGAUGCUGUAACUUGCAUACAAGGAUUCCCAGAGGUACAAGAUCACAAAUUAUAUGAAUAUAAAAAGGACAAAAUUCUAGUUAGAAGGGAAAUGAUAGGUGGCUGCAGACUACAGUAACAAUCAGCUAUGAUUCAUGUGCAUUAUAUACAGCACAUCCAGUGCAGUUUACCUAAUAAUGGGCCCAAACCUGUGAAGUGCUCAGCAUCUUCAAGUAACACUGAAAUUAGUAGCAGCUGAGGUUGUAGUGCACGUUACAGGAUUAGGCUAAAGUCCAUAGUGUAUGUGUCACAGCUGAUUUGUACUGUAAUAUCACAUCCAUUCCCCCACACCCAGUAAUUACCAUCACAGAUCUGUCUGGUUUAUUACAUAAACAGUAAAGCUCUUAUGACAAUGUUCAGGGUUAUAUUAACCCAAUCAUUCAGGAACACAAUACAUUUAAGUUGCUGCCCUUUUGAUCAGUGGCUCCAAUUCUGGGGCUUCCUCUGUCCCACGGACUCCAACUCUACACACAUACAGGGGCUGUAAAGCUAGCAAAUCUCCCCAGCAGGAAAGGUCUCCCCUUGGUGGCAUAAGAGAGACAGAAUUGACUCUCUGUCAGUCCCUGGUGUGGGGUAAUACUGAGUAAGGGAGGAGGCCUGGCUAGAACUUACUGCACUCUGGCUAUUCUGGGCUGACUGAAGGCUCAAGAAUCUGAUGCAUAAAGGUGAAACACAGACACAUUUGCCCCUUCACCUUUUGGGUGGUGCUGUGCUCAGCUCAGGUGUAUCCCCAAAUUGGAGCCACUGUGUUUACCAUAGCCCAAACCGCCCUGCAGGAACUGCUGGAAUCUCUCAGAUAAACAAGAAUUGUGUUUACAAUAACUCUUUGUGAUCGGGGUUCGUGGGAAGGGAAAUUGAAUGCAAAAAAGCCUAUUUGAUUUGUGUUAAGGGUUUGACUUUAAAGAAAACUCAAAGACAGUUUUGUUGUUGUUAUGAUUAUUUUCCAAACACCCCAAAAUAUGCCAGGCCUCUGUUUACAUACACAUCGUGAGAUCGUUUUUUAGUAAAGUCAUUUUAUCUUUCUAUGAAUUGCAAUCUGCACAUUCAAAGGGUUUUCACUCUGAACAGUUGCACUAGAAGAAGGUUACACUGUUUGGGUGUGUAUAUGUAUAUAUAACUAGAGUGUAUAUGUGUGUGUAUAUAUACAACUAUAUUUUACAUAAAUGUACCUAAAAAGGCUGUAAGUCCAUCUCAGGAUUCUGGUGACAUUAAUUUUGAGAACAAAGUUUGAGUUACCACAAGCCUGAUGUAGAGUUACAGCUUUUACAUUUGUUUUAAUAUUUAAAAUAUAUGGGUUAGAAAAAAAUAUACAGUAUGUGUUGUUUUGAUCUGCUGCACUUUGUCUAAACAUUCCUAGUCCCGCUGGUACUGCUGCAGCUCCCAUCCCUUCCUGCCCCAUUUAGAACUUAGAAACCAGCUUUUCCCCCCUGGGUUUUCUUUCAGUGGCACUUCUCAGAGGCUGAAUCGUGUUUCUAUUCAAAGAGCUGUGCCAAGAGUUUAAUAUUCCUGGGUUCGGUCUUUUAUAAUAAGAUGUCACAGCUGAACCCCAGUCCCAACACUGGGGAAAGUGAGCUGAUAGUUGAUGCGGCCAGUUGGCAAUUGGAUUCUAAAAUAGUCCCUUUGCAGACUAGCAGAGUCAAGCGAUCCAACUUAAAUAAGAAAUAGUCAUUUUCUGUUGUUAUCCAGUGAUAAGUUGGUACUGAACAAUAAGAUUAUUGUAAUUCACUCUCCUCCUUAAUAAGGAAAUGACCCAAUUUCCAGGCUUUUAAAAAAACGUAAUGGGUCAAUUCCAUGAAACCAGCAAUCACAGCAGAGAGAUGUGUGGCCCAUAACAUUGCAGAUUUGCAGAUUGGCACAGUUCAUUCUAGUAAACUGAUUCUCUCCCCAAAUGAAAAAUAAAAAUAAUGUUAAGUCUGCUUCGGGGUCUGCUGUAUAAGAUUCCACCUUAGCUUCUCACCAGCAUUAAGAAGGAUCGGAGGAGUGCUAAAAACAGCAUUUGUAUCUUGUCACUUUGAGAUAUGUGUGUCCAUAGGAGGUAGCACUUUGAAAAGCGAAAGCCUGCCUUGUGGCUUAUGUCUUAUUGCAGAUUAAGUUCCUCUUCCUCUCACUCCUUAUUUUUGUCAUGUAAAACUACCUGCUUCAUAAAUGAAUGUAAAAUACAGUAGUUCUUCAGCACAUGGAUAAAUGUGUAUUUUAUCUUAAUGUUUCAUUUUAUGUUAAAUAAAAGCAUAUGAUUUUAUGGUCA
This is a messenger RNA of Chrysemys picta bellii (western painted turtle), 14092 nucleotides long. It is a transcript of the gene ASXL2, whose product is annotated as ASXL transcriptional regulator 2. The record is from RefSeq and is a predicted model, not a curated record. Gene Ontology annotation, biological process: animal organ morphogenesis; positive regulation of transcription by RNA polymerase II. Gene Ontology annotation, molecular function: peroxisome proliferator activated receptor binding; chromatin binding; DNA binding. NCBI's taxonomy places the organism in Eukaryota, Metazoa, Chordata, Testudines, Emydidae. Gene Ontology annotation, cellular component: PR-DUB complex.